Drosophila melanogaster (fruit fly) is the source of this 695-nucleotide messenger RNA. RefSeq lists its product as uncharacterized. The transcript has 4 exons. Bases 122 to 649 code for a protein of 175 amino acids. The record is from RefSeq and is marked reviewed. Lineage: Eukaryota; Metazoa; Arthropoda; Insecta; Diptera; Drosophilidae.
UUCCAGCAUGAUCAAGUGGAAGAUCUUCGUGUGAGUGCAGCCUCUGAAUAUCAGCUAUAUGAAUAUUGAAUACCCUACAUAAUUCUUCGAAAGCCCUGCAAUCCUAUAUCUUCAAUCCUCCAUGGCCAUGCGGGCCUUUCACGGAGCCUGUCCCUCCAAUAUGACGGCUGUUGGGGAUUUGGACAUGGACCGAUUCAAAGGAAAGUGGUACACCCACUCGAUAUAUCCUCAUCUCUCGUUGCGAGUGGAGAAAUGUCAGUCGACGGAUUUCAUAGAGAAGGAAGAGAAUAAAUUCAGCGUUGUGGCCCGGGAACUGAACACCCAAACUGGUACUGUAAAGAUGAGAAAGGCAGACAUACUGAACGUGGAGCCAGAAUUUGGGCGGUAUGUUUUGGGCACAACAAGUACGGCAUUUCCUGAGGGCGUUCUCAUGUACGUUCUGGAUACCGAUUAUGUGAACUUCGCCAUUCGAUUUAUGUGCUUUGAUGCCAGCAAAAUAUUCAGCUUUCAUUGGGCUGUCAUCCAGACCCGAAAACGAUUGCCCAGUACUCAGGUUAUUCAUAUGGCUCAGUACUUUGGAAAAAGUGCCGGCCUUGUUAUAGGUGACAUGAGCAAAGUUCCGCAGGAGUCGUGUCCUUAUGAUACCUGAAAAGUAUAAGCUUUGUUUUAAAAUAAAAGUGUAACUUGUAGGUCGC